UCUGUUCGAACAAGUCUGCCCUGACGACAACGAACUGCAGUUCCACCUUAAAAUAACAAUUUAAAAUGUUAUUAUCAAAUUUCUAUUCCACUUUAACUUGCACUUGAUGGACCCAUAAAAUUCAUAGCGCUUUACCGCGAACCUGAGGAGGCCUCCGUUUUACAUGAAAAGCUGACAAGAGGUCAUUAACGCGGUAAUCUGAAACAUGUCGUGCGAGGAAAGCUACUUGGCGAUCAUACGCUAUCUAACCGACGAAAGAGAGCCGUACGCGCCGGGGACGCCUGGGAACACCAAGAGAAAAAUACGCAAAGCCGCGGUGUGCUACGUAAUGAGAAACGGCACUUUGUUCUACCAACGUCGACUCAAGGGCCAGGAUGACUUUACCGAGCUGGAAGUAGUGCUGCAGGACGAGCGGAAGAAGGAACUUAUCACCCAGGCGCACCUCAGCGACACCGGGGAACAUCUGAACCAGCAAGCCACAUGGGACACCAUCUCCCAGAAGUACUGGUGGAGAGGUAUCCUGAAGAAUGUGAAGGACAUCAUCAGAGAAUGUGCAGUGUGUCAAAGCAGACGCAGUGAGGAGGGUCCUGGUCGACCACUUGGACGUAGCCGACGCAAAGUCCUGAAUGAGGAGGAGGAUGAUGAGGAGGAAGAGGAUGGCUCCUUCUUCACUGAGCGAUAUAAGGCCAAACAUGAACUUGUGUUUGUGGACAGUAAAGGGGUAGUGAACCAGUUCCUGCCCAAACACAGCGGGACCAUGCUGGACAAACUGAACAAUCAGCGCCUCAAUAAUCAGUUCUGUGACAUCACUCUUCUGAUUGAGGGGGAGGAGUUCCGGGCUCACAAAGCUGUACUCGCUGCGUGCAGCGACUAUUUCCACCAACUGUUCUUCGAGAAGGGGGCAGCCACAACGCAUGAGGCCAUGGUCGAUCUCUCAGGAUUCACAAAGGCCAGUUUUCUGCCACUGUUGGACUUUGCCUACACCUCCUCUCUCACAUUUAACUUCUGUUUCAUGGCGGACAUUGCCAAUCUGGCGCGGCACUUGCUGAUGACAGAGGUGCUGCAGAUCUGUGAGUCCGUGCACAAAAAGGUGGAGGAGCAGAAGCUGACAGUGUAUCAGAGAGGAGAUGUGCACACUGUAGUGUCUGCUCACAGCGAGCAGGACCUGGACUCUGGACACGGGCAGGAGGAGGAGGACGUCCCUGCUGAGGCUGCAGAUGCCACCUAUGUAGUGGCCAUAGACAGUGAAGGCAGUGCUGUGGCGGUCACUCCAGAGCAGCUCGCCUUUGUAACCAAUAAAGACUUCAUUCAACAGCCAAUGGCUGUGGUCGCCCAGGGAAAUGGUGAGGGGGUAGAACAUGAGACAGUGACUCUGAUCGCCCACACGCAGCCACAGCCCGGUGAGACAGUCACUCUGAUCUCUGGAGCAGAGGCGCUGGAGGGCGAGGCCAUGACUGUGGUGACUCACAGUGGGCAGGCAGGGGCCAGUGACUCCCUGGCUGUGGUGUCGGCCUGUUUGGCUCUGGAGGAGCAACCGGACGCCCAGCCCCCUGGCCAGGCUUACGUAAUCAGAGUGGACUCAGACAGAGGGGUAGAGGUCACUCAAAGUGAGCCUGUCCAACCUCAGAUAUCUCCUAAUGACACAACACACACUGAGCGUGCCAUUCAGACGGAAGCAACGUCCCUGCCACAGAAGCGCAGAAGGGGGCGUCCAGCCAAAGUGAAGAAGGAGGUGGUGGAGGAGCCUGUCCCAGAGGAGGAGGAGCCUGUCCCAGAGGAUGGCCCCGAGCCCCAGGAGCAGGGUGAGGACUCUGGCCGCAGGAGACUGAGGCACCGCUCCAUCGCUGAAGGAGGCUAUGCACGCCUGCACAUGGGACUAGAGGAAGAGGAGGAGGAAGAGAUGGGAGGGAGUACCACACCUUCUCAAGCCACUGCCCCAAAGGUGAUGCGUUCAGGGAAGAGGGGCCGACCACCCAAACGGCCUGUGGAGAGAUCUGCGGAGACCUCUGUGGGGGUCUCUGUGGAGGACGGUGUGACCACUGCAGAGGACCGCUCUGAGGAGGAGGGGGCGGAACCAGAGCCUUUAAAGCAGGAGGGCGCGCCUGACAGUGCAGUGGACGGAGAGCAUACCUGCUCCGAGUGCGGCAUGUCCUUCCAGAGGAGGUACUCUCUCAUCAUGCACACACUCAAGCAUGAGAAGGCCCGCAGCUAUAAAUGCAGCCUGUGCAGUAAGGAGUUCCAGUACGCCGCCUCUUUGCGCACUCAUCUGGCCCGACACAAGCAGCAGAGCAGUCAGCGUGGCACCCCUCGUGUGGUGGAGUUGGGUCCUGAGUCCCGGGCAGAGGAUGGAGAGGACAGGGGACAGGUGACUCACACUAAGAGGGAGUUUGUGUGUGACAUCUGUGGAAAAACCCUCCCAAAACUCUACUCUCUGCGCCUGCACAUGCUGAGUCACACGGGGGUCCGGCCACACUCAUGUAAAGUCUGUGGAAAGACCUUCGCUCACAAACACAGUCUGAAGAUGCACCGGACGCUGCAUGAUGUCUCCAAACAGUUCCAGUGCCAGUACUGCCACAAGACCUUUGUUAGCAAGAGGAGCAUGGAGGACCACACCAGUCUGCACACUGGUCAGUCCAAGUACCUGUGCAACACAUGUGGGGCCACCUUCCAUCGCGCCUCUGCUCUGUGUAAACACAUGAAGAAGCACCAGCCCAAACCUAAUGAGCGCCCCUUCGCCUGCGCACAUUGUGAUAAGCGGUUCUUCGAGGCCAAAGACCUUCAGCAGCACAUGAACAAACACAUGGGGCUGAAGCCAUUCCAGUGUCAGGUCUGUGGGAAGUGCUACAGCUGGAAGAAGGACUGGUACUCCCAUGUGAAGUCCCACAGCGUUGCGGAGCCCUAUAAGUGUAAUGUUUGUGGAAAGGAGUUCUUUGAGAAAGCGCUGUUUCGACGGCAUGUGAAGAAGGCGACGCAUGGCAAAAAAGGGCGAGUGAAGCAGAACUUGGAGAGAGAGUGCGGGCAGUGUGGCCGCAAGUUCACCCAGCUCCGAGAGUACAGACGCCACAUCAACAACCACCAGGGAGUGAAGCCGUUUGAGUGCCUGACCUGUGGCGUGGCCUGGGCAGAUGCUCGCUCCCUAAAGCGUCAUGUGCGCACACACACAGGUGAGCGGCCCUACGUCUGCCCCAUCUGUCAGGAGGCACACAUCGACGCUCGCACCCUUCGAAAACACAUGGGCAAAUACCACACAGACAACUUGCCCGGGAAGAUCAUGCUGGAGAAGGACACGCUGCAAUUCCAUAACCAGGGUACACAGGUGGAGCACGCUGUCAGCAUCCUGGCCUCAGAACUGCCCCCUGAGCUCCGGCAGCCACAGCCGCCCGGGGAUGAGGAGAUUGAGACCGUGCUGAUCACAGAGGAGACUGUGGAGGCUGUGGAAGCAGUACAAGCUGCACAAGCUGUCCAGGCCGCUGCAGAGGGUGUGUCCACUCUGUCUGACCAGGGCAUCAUGCAGGUGGUCAACUAUGUCUUGGCACAGCAGGCCCUGAGCAGCACUAAAGAGGACACCCCCGAAAUCAUCCAGACCAUGGAGGUGGAGGUGGCCCAUGUGGCAGAGGUCGAGUGAACUGUUCUAAUGUAAAGAGACUGUUGGAAUUGUACAGGAGGUUGUAAAAUUGUGUUUUUGUUUUGUAAGUUAAGCACAUUUUAUGUGUAAAUAAUGGCAACAUGUACAGAAUAAAACAUUUACAUUACAAUAAACAUGUUAAUGAUUAUAUUAAACACCU
This is a messenger RNA of Periophthalmus magnuspinnatus, 3785 nucleotides long. It is a transcript of the gene zbtb11, whose product is annotated as zinc finger and BTB domain containing 11. Lineage: Eukaryota; Metazoa; Chordata; Actinopteri; Gobiiformes; Gobiidae. Gene Ontology annotation, molecular function: protein binding. Gene Ontology annotation, biological process: regulation of cytokine production; regulation of immune system process; negative regulation of transcription by RNA polymerase II. The transcript has 11 exons. The record is from RefSeq and is a predicted model, not a curated record. Bases 206 to 3625 code for a protein of 1139 amino acids.